This is a messenger RNA of Raphanus sativus (radish), 4614 nucleotides long. Its product is annotated as protein transport protein SEC16A homolog. The record is from RefSeq and is a predicted model, not a curated record. Gene Ontology annotation, cellular component: endoplasmic reticulum exit site; ER to Golgi transport vesicle membrane. Lineage: Eukaryota; Viridiplantae; Streptophyta; Magnoliopsida; Brassicales; Brassicaceae. Gene Ontology annotation, biological process: autophagy; COPII vesicle coat assembly; Golgi organization.
UUAAGUUGGCUUAUUAAUCGUGUCUCUCGAAGAUAUCAAAGACUAAUCGGAAUUUGGAUCCACCGAGAGAAACUGUUGGUUCAAUUCAAUUCCUAGAUCUGUGUAGAUGCCACUCUGCUCCAUUUGAUCUUCUUCAUCUGCAAACUUGCGGAGAUUUUGUGUGUGAGGGGUUUUAGGUUUAAGGGAUUUGAUCUCUCAAUUUUCAAAUUGCGAUGGCUUCAUCAAACCCUCAGCUUCUACUGGAUGAUCAAACAGACGACGAGGAUUUCUUCGACAGACUUGUUGAUGACUCCUAUUCUCCCAGCGGAGCUCAAGCCGCGUCUUCUUCUGCCAACGAGCUGAAAUUCGGCGACGGGAGUGACUCCGAUGAUGCCACCAAAGCUUUUGCGAGUCUCUCUCUGGGUGAUGACGGAGAUGGGCCAUUGAAUGAAGAAGCAGGGGACGAUGUUGCAAUCGAGCCUUCCUCCAUUCCUGUGGAAGAAGCUGUCCAUAGUGAUGUUAUAAACGAGGGUCCAAUUAGUGAGCCUUCGUCCGUUCCUAUGGAAGAAGCUGAUGCAGAUAAGUUAGGGGAUGAUGUUGUGGUGAGAUCGGAGGAUAAGCCGUUAUUAUCUGAAACAGUAAAAGAAAGCGAUGGAUCUGUUGGGAGUCCUGUGGUUAAGGAGGUUGAUUGGGGCUCUUUUUGUGCUGAUUCACCUGUGAAUGAUGGCCGUGGGUUUGGUUCUUACUCUGAUUUCUUCACCGAGUUGGAAGGAUCUUCAUCUACAGGGGGAAAGGCUGAGGUAGAUGUGGUCAAUGCAGGAAACUUGGUUUCCAAUGAUACACAGAACGCAAGUUUUGGUUUUGGUAGUUCGGCAGGUUUGGGGCAACAUCAGGGUGAAGCGAGUCAAGAUUCUACAAGUGAGCAGUACGUUGAUAACAGCCAAGCUUGGGAAAAUAGCUAUCCUGGUUGGAAAUAUGAUGCUAAUACUGGCCAGUGGUAUCAACUUGAUGGCCAUGAUGUUGCAAGUGUGAAUUCACAGGAGAGCUAUAGUAACUCAACGAGUAACUGGGAAAGCGGCGUUGCCUCUACCGAUAACUCUAAUGUUGGUUAUUUGAGACAGAGUACAACAUCUGCAGUGGCUGGCACUGCUGAGAGUGUGUCUUCUUGGAACCAGGUUUCACAGGUGGGAAAUGGAUAUCCAGAACACAUGGUCUUUGACGCACAGUAUCCAGGGUGGUACUUUGACACAAUUGCUCAAGAAUGGCGCUCCCUGGACAGCUACAACCAGGCUUCUCAAACAUCUGGAACUGCUCAAGCUCAGAACGGCCAAGGAGCUAUGUUUCACAGCAAUACCGAGAGUAGCAUGUAUAAUAUCAAUGAUAAAAGCCAGGCAUUCAAACCUCAGGAAUUUGGUAUACAGAGCCAACAAGGAAGUUGGGACGAUUCUUACUAUGCCAACAAUCAGCAGCAGCAGGUUACAAACACAUGGCCAUCAGAAAAUGGAGGUAAUAGUGAGGCCUCUGUAACUUCUGUCUCAUUUUCACAAUUCGGAGGAAACCAGCAAGUAAAUAGUUUGUACAGUACAGAAUCUGCGACUGAACAGUUUAAGCCAAAUGCGAAUGGAGCUCAAGGCUUCAUCCCUCAGCAUAUGAAUGUGGCUAGUCUCACCCAGCAUGGACCACUGAGUUUCUCAAACGAUUUCUAUAAUAGACAGAAAUCGUUAGACGAUACUCAACAGUCAUAUCAGAGCAAUCAGCUUUUCUCCCCAAGUGUAGGAAGAUCACCUGAUGGUCGUCCACCACAUGCACUUGUUACUUUUGGCUGUGGGAAGCUCAUUAUUAUGAAGGAUAGUAACGGCUCUCUCCAGAAUUCAUCAUUCGGAAGUCAGGGGGCUAAGGGAAACUCUAUAUCUGUCUUAAACUUGGCGGAAGUUACUUCUGGGAGUGCUUUUUUUUCAAGUCUUGGGGGAAACUCUUCGAGUUAUUUUCGUUCUCUGCAUCAACAAUGUCUUCCAGGUCCCUUGGUUGGAGGAAGUGUUGGAAGUAAAGAAUUAAAUAAGUGGCUUGAUGAGAGUAUUUUACAUUGUGAAUCUUCUGACAUGGACUUUUCAAGAGGGAAGCUUUUAAAAAUGCUUCUUUCUUUGCUCAGAAUAUCUUGUCAGUAUUAUGGGAAACUCCGGUCUCCUUUUGGGACUGAUACAACGCAAAAGGAUACGGAUUCUGCUGAAGCAGCAGUCGCAAAACUUUUUGCAUUUGCCAAGAAAAAUGGCCUUCAAAAUGGUGGCUAUGCUCCUUUAAGCCAAUGCUUGCAGCAUUUACCUCCUGAAUCACAAAUGCAAGUGACUGCUUCAGAGGUGCAGAAUCUUCUGGCUUCUGGUAGGAAAAUGGAGGCUCUCCAAUGUGCACAAGAAGGACAUUUAUGGGGACCAGCGCUUGUUAUCGCGGCACAGCUUGGGGAUCAGUUCUAUACUGAUACUGUGAAACAAAUGGCCCUUCGCCAACUGGUUCCUGGGUCACCUUUGCGAACAUUGUGCUUACUAGUUGCGGGGCAACCAGCUGAAGUGUUCUCCAAUGGCAGUACAAGCGGUAUCAGUUUUCCUGGUUCCGUAAGUGCGUCUCAACACCAAACCCAGUUUGAAAGUUGUAGCAUGCUUGAUAAUUGGGAAGAUAAUUUGGGUAUAAUAACUGCUAACAGAACCACAGAUGAUGAGCUUGUGAUUACUCAUCUUGGAGAUAGCAUGUGGAAAGAAAGGAGCGAGAUAAUUGCAGCGCAUAUUUGCUAUUUAAUUGCGGACAAGAACUUUGAUCCAUACUCAGAUAGUGCCAGGCUUUGCCUUGUCGGAGCAGAUCAUUGGAAAUAUCCUAGAACUUAUGCAAGUCCGGAGGCUAUACAGAGAACAGAGUUAUACGAAUACUCUAAGACGCUGGGAAACUCUCAGUAUAUCCUGUUACCGUUUCAACCAUAUAAAAUCAUAUAUGCCCACAUGCUGGCUGAAGUUGGUAAACUUUCGGCCGCGCAGAAGUACUGUCAAGCAAUAUCAAAGUGCCUCAAGACUGGCCGAUCAACUGAAGUAGAAACAUGGAAACAAUUUGUUUCAUCACUGGAAGAGAGAAUCCGUAUCCACCAACAGGGCGGGUAUACUGUGAAUUCGGCCCCAGCAAAAAUUUACGGAAAAUUUCUCAACUUUAUUGAUAAUACAGCACAUCGAGUUGUUGGGGGCAUGCCACCAAUAGCACCACAGUCAAGAGCAGGAAAUCUACAGGCAAAUGAGUAUCAGCAUCAUCAACAGCAGGAGGCGACUAAGUUACCAUAUAGUCAAUCUGCUAAUACAAUGCAAUCAUUGAUGUCACAUGCCUCAAUGGAACCAGUACGUGAGUUGGGUGAGAACGCGAGGACGAUGGCAACACAUUCUAGAAGUGUCUCAGAGCCAGAUUUCGGUAGGACGCCAGUACAGGAUCAGCCUGACUCCUCAAAAGACAAAGCUACUGAUGGGGCGCCACAGGUGAAAUCAACCGUGAAUGUGACAAGUUCGCGGUUUAGCAGGUUUGGUUUUGGCAUAUUGAAGAACACCGUAGGGAGGGUCUUACCAUCUCGGUCGUCUAAAGAGGCAAAACUGGGUGAUGAGAAUCAAUUUUACUAUGACGAAAAAUUAAAGAGAUGGGUGGAGAAAGGUGUAGAACCCCCAGCUGAGGAAGCUGCAUUGCCUCCUCCUCCGAUAGUAGGCACAUACAGAAGCAACUCACUGGGUUAUGAAAACAAUUCUGACAUGCAGAACGAGAUGUCUCCACCUAGUGGGAGCUUGAGCAGUGGCAGCCCGACUCCGUCCGAGAAUUCUUCGGGAAUCCCACCAAUCUCACAGGGCUCGAAUCAAUUCUCAGCUCGUGGACGCCCGAGAUACGUUGACCUCUUUAACCAAGGCGGUGGAAACUCUAAGAAAGUGUUCCAGUCACCUCCUGCAAAAUCUGCUAAACCACCAAUCCCUGCGAAAGCAAAUUUCUUCAUCCCGGCAGCACCUGCGUCCUCUUCAAAGGACCAGGUAACGGAGAUGGAAGCUGCUGAAACCAGACAGGAGUACUCAGCAGCAGGAGAAGAAGUAGCCGCCGCUCCAGGGGCUCCACCACCAAGCCACUCUUCAUUCCAGUCCCCGACUCCAUCUCCAAUGACGAUGCAGAGAUUUCCAAGUCUAGGUAACAUGAAAAGAAGUGGAUCAGGAACGAGCCUUGAUGGUGAUUUUCCUUCGUCAGGUUCCAGAAGAACAGCUUCAUGGAGCGGAAGUAUGAACAGCUCGUUUACAUCCCCAGUAGGUCCAUCAAAACUCAAACCAAGCCCACUGAACAGUAGCAGCAGCAGCAGCUUGGGAGAGGAGCUUCAAGAAGUGGAAUUGUAAAGAGUUGGAAUCUGUAGUAUCAAAAAGUUUUGCUCACUGACAGAGGUAGUCCAGUCAAAUGUUACUACAUGAGUUUAGCCAAUACAUAAAAUGAUAGGAGCAAUAUGUAUGCAGUUUGCAUUUAUAGUUUUUUCUUUAUACAUCACAAAUCAUCACCUUUUCUUGUUUAACAGACUUGAGUUAUGCAAUUGUACACAUUAAUGUUCUGUUCAUAGAGUAGUUGUUUAAUCAUCAAAUUUGUACACCA